Messenger RNA from Laetiporus sulphureus 93-53, 584 nucleotides. RefSeq lists its product as uncharacterized. The coding region runs from base 108 to 410 and encodes 100 amino acids. NCBI's taxonomy places the organism in Eukaryota, Fungi, Basidiomycota, Agaricomycetes, Polyporales, Laetiporaceae. The record is from RefSeq and is a predicted model, not a curated record. The transcript is spliced from 6 exons.
GGCAGAAGAUGACAACACUUUGGUUGAAGCCUUGACCGCACUGCGCAAUCAGCUUACUGUGAAGCACGACGAGCCGCUUAUCUCCGAGUGACAGUCGCCUGCUGUUAAUGAAGUCAUCGCUCGAACUCUCUCCUGGCGCGCAGGAUCUGUUUGCCCUUUGGGAGGCAGCCAACGCGCGACAGUUCUCGCUUCUUGUAUCAAUCGUUAGCGUGCUGUCAUCGACGCUCGUUCUCCUCUCCUCGCAUUAUACGUACCACGCGCUUGCCGAUCCAAUCGUUCGCUCUACGUUAUCCUCGCAACGGGCACCUCGAUUGAACACAUACCUGGGAGGUUCUCAUACCGAGCUUUUGCUAGUUACGUUGGAGCUGUUCUUGAGCCUACCAAGUCUCUACCAAGACUUCUAUACAUGAGACGUAAGAACGGGGUCGACCGGAGUGUUGACAUUUUGACCAGACCUGAUAUCCGCACGCUAUUCAUCUUGUUCCUCAUGUCUUUCGUCGAUAGCACGACCUGCAGUGCGGUGAAGACCACUAUUUUAGAACAGCACCGCGAGAUUUUUGCGCUGCUGUUCAAAAGUCUGUGGC